CUUCACCCGUUGCGAGAAGGGGGAUUGUCCAGGUGUUGGUUCUUUUUCUUUCGGGUUUUAUUAUUAUAAUUGCUUGACCAUUUUAUACUACGCAUAUUUCCUGUUUCUUCGUUGAUGGAUUCGCGGUCUUAAUGAGUAACUUGACGUGAUUUGAGACGCGACUUUUACGCAUCGACCAUCGACGAGCUUCCACGAAGAGACUCCUUCCAUCCCCAAACCCAUCAUAAUGGCCUCGUUGCCUCCUCCCCCUCCUCCGGGAUGGGGUGCAUCGGCGCCUCCCUCUUUGCCCAUGGCUCCUCCUCCGCCGGGAUACCAACCGCCAGCCGACCCGACUGUCGCAAAGUUUGCGCAAAAGAAGAACGAAUGGCUGCGGACACAGCGCAACCGGUUCGGGGAGAAGAGAAAGGCCGGCUUCGUCGAGACCCAGAAGGCAGACAUGCCGCCAGAACAUCUGCGGAAGAUUGUUCGGGAUAUCGGCGACGUGUCGCAGAAAAAGUUCAGCAACGAGAAGCGUAGCUAUCUCGGCGCACUCAAGUUCAUGCCUCACGCGGUUUUGAAGCUUCUGGAGAACAUGCCCAUGCCUUGGGAGUCGGCUAAGGAGGUUAAGGUGUUAUACCAUGUCAAUGGGUGUCUUACGCUGGUGAACGAGACUCCAAGGGUCAUCGAGCCCGUGUUCCAUGCCCAAUGGGCCACCAUGUGGGUGUGCAUGCGGAGGGAAAAGAGUGAUCGGAGACAUUUCAAGCGAAUGCGUUUUCCACCCUUUGAUGAUGAAGAGCCGCCGCUUUCCUGGUCGGAGAACAUUGAGGACGUUGAGCCCUUGGAGCCGAUUCAGAUGGAACUCGAUGAGAACGAAGAUGCCGCCGUCUACGAGUGGCUCUACGACCACAGACCUCUCCUCGAUACCCCCCAUGUAAACGGCCCGAGUUAUAAAGAGUGGAACUUGACUCUCCCGCAGAUGGCUACCCUUCACCGGUUAAGCCAUCAAAUACUUAGCGAUGUCGUGGAUAAGAACUACUUCCACAUGUUCGACCUUAACAGUUUCUUCACCGCCAAGGCGCUCAACGUUGCCAUCCCUGGUGGCCCUCGGUUCGAGCCGUUGUACAAGGACAUCGACCCCAAUGACGAAGACUUCAGUGAAUUUAACGCCAUUGAUCGCAUCAUCUUCCGCGCCCCCAUCCGUACCGAAUACCGCGUCGAUUACCCUUUUUUGUAUAAUACCCUUCCGCGAAGUGUCAAGGUUUCUUGGUACUCCCAUCCCCAGGUAGUCUACGCGCGAACCGAUGACCCCAACCUCCCAGCAUUCUACUUCGACCCCGUCAUCAACCCCAUUUCCUCACGCUCCGUUGCACCAAAGAAUAUUACCGUCAGCCACGAAGAUGAGAUUUUCGGCAAUGAUAACGAAGAUGAUUUCGAACUUCCGGAAGAGGUUGAGCCCUUCUUCGGUGAUGAAGAACUCUACACCCCCGACACGGCGUCGGCUAUCGCACUUUGGUGGGCACCUCAUCCGUUCAACAAGCGUUCUGGGAAGAUGGUGCGCGCACAGGAUGUGCCGUUGGUGAAGCAGUGGUAUUUGGAGCACUGCCCCCAGGGCCAACCCGUCAAAGUCCGGGUGUCAUACCAGAAGAUGCUCAAAUCCUAUGUGCUUAAUGAACUGCACAAGAACAAGCCCAAGGCCCAGAACAAGCAGAACUUGCUUAAGACGCUUAAAUCGACCAAGUUCUUCCAGCAGACGACGAUCGACUGGGUUGAGGCAGGUCUGCAAGUCUGCCGCCAGGGUUUCAACAUGCUCAACUUGUUGAUCCACCGUAAGAACUUGACCUACCUGCACCUCGACUACAACUUUAACCUAAAGCCCGUCAAGACCCUCACCACCAAGGAGCGCAAGAAGUCUCGUUUCGGUAACGCUUUCCACCUGAUGAGAGAGAUUCUUCGCUUGACCAAGUUGAUCGUCGACGCCCAAGUUCAGUACCGGUUGGGUAACAUCGAUGCUUUCCAGCUUGCAGACGGUAUUCUUUACGCCUUCAACCACGUCGGUCAGCUGACUGGUAUGUACCGUUACAAGUACAAGCUUAUGCACCAGAUCCGUUCUUGUAAGGACUUGAAGCAUUUGAUUUACUACCGCUUCAACUCCGGCCCGGUCGGUAAGGGCCCUGGUUGCGGUUUCUGGGCACCCGCCUGGCGUGUUUGGCUGUUCUUUAUGCGUGGCAUCAUACCUCUCCUUGAGAGAUGGCUUGGAAACUUGCUUUCUCGUCAGUUUGAAGGUCGUCACAGCAAGGGUGUUGCCAAGACCGUGACCAAGCAGCGUGUGGAAUCACAUUUCGACCUUGAGCUGCGAGCUUCGGUUAUGGCCGACCUGAUGGACAUGAUGCCUGAGGGUAUCAAGCAGAACAAGGUCAACACGGUCCUUCAGCACCUUUCGGAGGCAUGGAGAUGUUGGAAAAGUAACAUUCCAUGGAAGGUGCCCGGCCUGCCUGCUCCGAUCGAGAACAUUAUCCUCCGUUACGUCAAGAGCAAGGCCGACUGGUGGAUUUCUGUCGCGCAUUACAACAGAGAACGUAUUCGUCGGGGUGCCACUGUCGAUAAGACUGUCGCGAAGAAGAAUCUGGGUCGACUCACGCGUCUCUGGCUCAAAUCUGAGCAAGAAAGACAGCACAACUACUUGAAGGAUGGUCCUUACGUCUCGUCCGAAGAAGCCGUGGCGAUCUACACCACCAUGGUGCACUGGCUGGAAUCCCGCAAAUUCUCUCCGAUCCCCUUCCCCAGUGUUUCCUACAAGCACGACACCAAGAUCCUGAUUCUCGCCCUGGAAAGAUUGCGCGAGGCAUACUCUGUUAAGGGCCGACUCAACCAGAGCCAGCGUGAGGAGCUUGCCCUCAUCGAACAGGCAUACGACUCUCCCGGUACUACGCUGGCCAGAAUCAAGCGCUUCCUUCUCACCCAACGUGCGUUCAAGGAAGUCGGUAUUGACAUGAAUGACAACUACAACGACAUCAACCCAGUGUACGAUAUCGAGCCAAUCGAGAAGAUUACCGAUGCUUAUCUAGACCAAUACUUGUGGUACCAGGCCGAGCAGCGCCACCUUUUCCCUGCUUGGAUCAAGCCUUCCGAUUCCGAAGUUCCUCCUCUGCUUACCUACAAGUGGGCCCAAGGAAUCAACAACUUGUCCAACGUUUGGGAGACUUCUGAAGGCGAGACCAACGUGAUGGUCGAAACGGAGCUGUCCAAGGUCUACGAAAAGAUCGAUCUUACGUUGCUGAACCGGUUGCUCCGACUGAUCAUGGACCAUAAUUUGGCCGACUACAUCACCUCUAAGAACAACGUGCAGUUGAGCUACAAGGACAUGAACCACACCAACAGCUAUGGGUUGAUCCGUGGCUUGCAGUUCUCGGGUUUCGUGUUCCAGUACUAUGGUCUCAUGAUCGAUCUGCUGCUCCUUGGUUUGCAGAGAGCUAGCGAGAUGGCUGGUCCUCCACAGAGCCCGAACGACUUCUUGCAAUUCCGCGACAGCGCUACCGAGACUAGGCACCCGAUCCGUCUGUACACUCGUUACGUUGACAAGAUUUGGGUGUUCAUGAGAUUCUCUGCCGACGAUUCCAGGGACCUGAUCCAGCGUUUCCUGACCGAGAACCCGGACCCGAACUUUGAAAAUGUUAUUGGAUACAAGAAUAAGAAGUGCUGGCCUCGUGACUGCCGGAUGCGUCUGAUGCGGCACGAUGUCAACCUGGGUCGUGCGGCCUUCUGGGAUUUGAAGAACCGCCUCCCUAGAUCUGUCACCACUAUCGAGUGGGAUGACACGUUCGCCAGCGUGUACAGCAAAGACAACCCCAACCUUUUGUUCUCCAUGAGCGGGUUUGAAGUCCGCAUUCUGCCCAAGAACCGUAAUCAGAAUGAAGAAUUCUCGGUUAAGGACAGUGUUUGGUCGUUGGUUAACAACUCGACCAAGGAACGUACGGCCCACGCCUUCCUCCAGGUUACCGAAGAGGACAUCCAAAAGUUCAACAACCGGAUUCGCCAGAUUCUCAUGUCCUCGGGAUCGACAACUUUCACAAAGAUUGCGAACAAGUGGAACACUGCCCUGAUUGCGCUGUUCACUUACUACCGUGAAGGUGCUGUUGCCACCGUCAACCUGCUCGAUACUAUCGUCAAAUGUGAAACCAAGAUCCAAACUCGUGUCAAGAUUGGUUUGAACUCCAAGAUGCCUUCUCGUUUCCCUCCGGCUGUAUUCUACACUCCAAAGGAACUGGGAGGUCUGGGUAUGAUCUCUGGUUCUCACAUUCUCAUUCCCGCCAGUGACAAGCGGUGGUCGAAGCAAACGGAUACCGGAAUUACUCACUUCCGCGCGGGUAUGUCUCAUGAUGAAGAGACACUGAUUCCCAACAUUUUCCGGUACAUCAUCCCGUGGGAGGCUGAAUUCAUCGACUCCCAGCGGGUGUGGAUUGAAUACUCGCAGAAGCGAAUGGAGGCUCAGCAGCAGAACCGUCGUCUGACACUGGAGGACCUGGAGGACAGCUGGGACCGUGGUCUUCCUCGUAUCAACACCCUGUUCCAGAAGGAUCGCAGCACGCUCAGUUUCGACAAGGGUUUCCGUCUCCGGGCUGAGUUCAAGCAGUACCAGUUGAUGAAGAGCAACCCAUUCUGGUGGACCAGCCAGCGGCACGACGGAAAGCUUUGGAACCUUAACGCCUACCGAACAGAUGUCAUUCAGGCUCUUGGUGGUGUUGAAACCAUUUUGGAGCACACCCUUUUCAAGGCGACAGCUUUCCCAUCGUGGGAAGGUCUCUUCUGGGAACGUGCCUGUCUUGCUAAGGGAACACGGUUGCUGCGGUAUGAUGGUUCAGAAGUCAAUGUCGAAGAUGUCCGGGAGGGAGAUGAACUUCUCGGUCCUGACGGCACGCCUCGCCGUGCUUUCAACAUUGUCAACGGCCAAGACCGUCUUUACCGCAUCAAGAUCGACUCCGAGAUAGAAGACCUUGUGGUCACGCCAAAUCAUAUCUUGGUGCUUCAUCGGGAGAAUGAGACCGUGGAAAUCACCGCAGAGGAGUUCGCCGCCCUUGAGGCUGCGGAAAGGAGCCAGUACCGAGCCCCCAGGACCUUUCCUGAACAGUGGAAUCAGGCGUCCGGGGAUAUUGUUGCCCAAGCUCCUAGUUUCUUCAUUAAGGAUAUUAGUCUUGAAGCUGAGACGACAGAAUGGGCCGGUUUCCGAGUCGAUAAAGACCAACUUUACCUGCGCUACGAUUAUCUUGUCCUGCACAACAGUGGUUUCGAAGAGUCGAUGAAGUUCAAGAAGCUCACCAAUGCGCAGAGAUCCGGUUUGAACCAGAUCCCCAACCGUCGGUUCACGCUUUGGUGGUCUCCGACUAUUAACCGUGCCAAUGUGUAUGUUGGUUUCCAGGUGCAACUGGAUCUUACAGGUAUCUUCUUGCACGGAAAGAUCCCCACUCUGAAGAUUUCUUUGAUUCAGAUCUUCCGUGCUCACUUGUGGCAGAAGAUCCAUGAGUCCGUAGUUAUGGAUUUGUGUCAGGUGUUCGACCAAGAGUUGGAGCAACUGGGAAUUGAAGCCGUUCAGAAGGAGACGAUUCACCCGCGUAAAUCGUACAAGAUGAACAGUUCUUGUGCCGACAUUCUGCUUUUUGCCACCAACAAGUGGAACGUGACCAGACCGUCUAUCCUGUUCGACACCAAGGAUGUCUACGAACCCACAACGACCAACAAGUUCUGGCUGGACGUGCAGCUGCGGUACGGUGACUACGACUCGCACGACAUUGAGCGAUACGUUCGUGCCAAGUACCUGGACUACACUACGGACAGCAUGAGUAUCUAUCCUUCAGCUACUGGUCUUAUGAUCGGUGUCGAUCUGGCUUACAAUCUGUACUCUGCUUAUGGUCAAUACUUCCCUGGUCUAAAGACAUUGGUUCAGCAGGCCAUGGCCAAGGUCAUGAAGGCCAACCCUGCGUUGUAUGUGCUGAGAGAACGUAUCCGCAAGGGUCUCCAGCUGUACGCCUCGGAGAGCAACCAGGAGUUCCUGAACUCGCAGAACUACUCGGAGCUCUUCAGCCCGCAGAUCCAGCUGUUCAUUGACGAUACUAACGUCUACCGUGUUACGAUCCACAAGACGUUCGAAGGUAACUUGACCACGAAGCCCAUCAACGGUGCCAUCUUCAUCUUCAACCCUCGUACUGGACAACUCUUCUUGAAAAUCAUUCAUACCAGUGUGUGGGCGGGACAAAAGCGUCUGGGUCAGUUGGCCAAGUGGAAGACAGCAGAAGAAGUUGCAGCGCUCAUUCGGUCUCUCCCUGUUGAGGAACAGCCCAAGCAGCUGAUUGUGACUCGAAAGGGUCUUCUUGAUCCGCUUGAGGUUCACUUGCUCGACUUCCCGAACAUUUCCAUCCGUGCUUCUGAGCUCCAGCUUCCGUUCCAGGCCGCUAUGAAGGUCGAGAAGCUUGCGGACAUGAUUCUUCGGGCGACUGAGCCGCAGAUGGUUCUGUUCAACUUGUACGAUGAAUGGUUGAAGUCCAUCUCGCCAUACACGGCUUUCUCUCGGUUGAUCCUGAUUCUCCGUGCUCUCCAUGUCAACAUCGACAAGGCCAAGAUUAUCCUCCGCCCCGACAAGAGUGUUAUCACGCAGGAGCAUCACAUCUGGCCAUCGCUCUCGGACGAUGCUUGGAUUAACGUUGAGAUCCAGUUGCGUGAUCUGAUUCUGAACGAUUACGGCAAGAAGAACAACGUUAAUGUGCAGAGUUUGACGAGUAGUGAGGUUCGGGACAUCAUCCUGGGUAUGGAGAUUAGUGCGCCGUCAUUACAACGACAACAGGCCGCGGAGAUUGAGAAACAGCAGGAGGAGCAGAAGCAGCUCACGGCUGUCACGACCAAGACUCAGAACGUGCGAGGCGAAGACAUUAUUGUUACGACUACGUCUCAGUAUGAACAGCAGUCGUUUGCGUCUAAGACAGAAUGGCGUACCCGGGCUAUCGCAACAUCAAACUUGCGUUCCAGGUCGAACAACAUCUACGUCUCAUCGGACGAUAUCCAGGAGGAGGGGUACACAUAUAUUAUGCCGAAGAAUGUCCUCAAGCGUUUCAUCACAAUCGCGGAUUUGCGGGUUCAAGUUGCCGGAUACCUGUACGGUAGCUCCCCACCUGAUAACGAGCAAGUGAAGGAGGUGCGCACAAUUGUGAUGAUUCCCCAAGUUGGCAACACCCGAGACGUCCAGCUGCCGCAGCAACUGCCGCAGCAUGACUACCUGAACGGUUUGGAGCCACUGGGAGUGAUUCACACGAUCUCCGGAAACGAACCCCCGUACAUGACCGCGAUGGACGUGACGCAACAUGCACGGUUGAUGAACGAACACCCAUCAUGGGACAAGAAGACGGUGACGAUGACUGUCUCGUUCACGCCCGGCUCCGUCUCGCUGGCGGCUUGGGGUCUCACCCCCCAGGGAUACAAGUGGGGAGCGGAGAACAAGGACACGACUUCGGACCAGCCACAAGGGUUCUCCACCAGCAUGGGCGAAAAGUGUCAGUUGCUGCUUAGUGACAGGUUGCGCGGGUACUUCCUGGUUCCCGAGGAUAAUGUGUGGAACUACAGUUUCAUGGGUAGCUCGUUUGGAAGUGUCGAGAAGCGACCGAUCUACACCAAGAUCGAUACGCCGCUGCGAUUCUACGAUGACCAGCAUCGGCCGCUGCAUUUCCAGAACUUUGCAGAGUUGGAGGAUAUCUGGGUUGAUCGGAGCGAUAACUUUGCGUGAGAUUGGCUGUAUUAUGUGAUGUGAUGCGAUUAACUAUCGGGCGUUGUUUUAUUAUUUUUUUCUGUUUGUUUUCCUUUUUCAUAUACAUUGUAUUCUUUCUCAUGGCAUUUUUUGUUUUUUGGCGUCUAUUUUUCUUCUGCUUAUUCGGCUUAAUGAGUGUGUAUCGGAGGAGAGGAAAAGCAAAGCGAUCACGAGGCAUAAUUUACCGGAAGGAAUGAAAUUCAGCUUGUACAGUAAGUGUUUCGAUUGGAUUAUUUUCUAGAAAUCAGUCAAUCAUAAGCAUUCCUCGGCCUUCGCCUGUGACAACAAGUGUCGCGCAUUCCUCGCAAUCCGUAUGGACGAAGUCUGAAUAAAUGAAAUGUUUGCUUUUUUGUUUGUCUGAAUGU
Messenger RNA from Aspergillus ruber CBS 135680, 8130 nucleotides. It is a transcript of the gene prp8, whose product is annotated as U4/U6-U5 snRNP complex subunit PRP8. Lineage: Eukaryota; Fungi; Ascomycota; Eurotiomycetes; Eurotiales; Aspergillaceae. Bases 227 to 7744 code for a protein of 2505 amino acids. Gene Ontology annotation, molecular function: U6 snRNA binding; pre-mRNA intronic binding; U5 snRNA binding. The transcript has a single exon. The record is from RefSeq and is a predicted model, not a curated record. Gene Ontology annotation, cellular component: U5 snRNP; catalytic step 2 spliceosome. Gene Ontology annotation, biological process: spliceosomal tri-snRNP complex assembly; mRNA splicing, via spliceosome; intein-mediated protein splicing.